This is a messenger RNA of Xiphophorus couchianus (Monterrey platyfish), 1020 nucleotides long. RefSeq names its product glutathione S-transferase-like. Bases 162 to 833 code for a protein of 223 amino acids. Gene Ontology annotation, molecular function: glutathione transferase activity. The record is from RefSeq and is a predicted model, not a curated record. NCBI's taxonomy places the organism in Eukaryota, Metazoa, Chordata, Actinopteri, Cyprinodontiformes, Poeciliidae. Gene Ontology annotation, biological process: glutathione metabolic process. The transcript is spliced from 6 exons.
UCCAUUUUUUUUGUUGCGUCUUUAUAUUUUGAACCAACAGUGUCUUCUUCCCAGUUCGCAGCUUUUAACUUUGCUCUGUCCAGCUUUUUUUAGUCAAACAGAAGUUUUUGCACUUCUGUCUUUUUUAUUCUACGUUCACAUAGAUUCAAUACUCCGCUGUCAUGUCUGGAAAAGUUAUUCUGCACUAUUUCAAUGGAAGGGGAAAAAUGGAGUCAAUUCGCUGGCUUCUUACCGUUGCAGAAGUGGAGUUUGAAGAGCAUUAUCUGACCAACAGAGAUCAGUACUUAAAACUCCUGAAUGAGGGGUCGCUCAUGUUUCAACAGGUUCCGCUGGUGGAGAUUGAUGGCCUUAAACUUGUGCAGACAAAAGCAAUCCUGCACUACAUCGCAGAGAAAUACAAUCUCCACGGAAAAGACAUCAAAGAACAUGUCAUGAUCGACAUGUAUGCAGAGGGACUGAUGGAUCACAUGGAAAUGUUCAUGGUCCUCCCCUUCGUCACAGACACCAAACCCAAACUUGACAAUAUUCGGAGCAAAGCAGAAGAGCGCUACCUGCCAGUAUUUGAAAAGGCACUUACUGGACCCGUGUACCUGGUGGGAGGAAAACUAAGCCUUGCAGAUGUGCUCCUGGUUGAAUGUACUUUGAUGCUGGAGGAGAAAUUUCCUGACAUACUCAAGGAAUUUCCCAACAUCAAGUCCUUCCAAGGCAGGAUGACUCAAAUCCCAGCCAUCAGCAGGUUUCUGCAGCCGGGCAGCAAGAGGAAGCCGUUGCCAGAUGAAGGUUACGUCAAGACAGUCAAGGAAGUGUUCAACAUCACAGGACCCUUUCCAUAAUACUCUCUUCCACCAAAAUCUGGUUCAUUAAUCAAGAAAGCACUAAUAAACCUAAUCAUGUGAACAUCUCUGGUGUAGUUCUGUUGAUAACACUGGACUGAAAAACUAAUCUUAUUCACAGGAGUUGAUUGGUGGAACCUUUUCAAAAAGGCGUAAACUAAGUAAAUGGAGAAGUUUUGAGAUGACA